CUCUGUGACCAGCAGCAGGUUUAUUUGUCUCACUCCUCUUAACUUGUAUCGACACAAUUUAUUAACAUUUACCUUUUUAUUGUCACAUUUAAUGUUUCUUCUUAAACAAAUAAGAAACAUUAACUUAAUGAACUUUAUUUUUGAUAAAAGAAGAUAACAGGAAACACUCGUUUUGAUUAUUUUAUCCUUAAGGAUUUUUGAUUUGAAAUCAUUUUUCGGAGGACUCUUCUCCUCCGCUCCUCUUACACCGGCCUCCUCCGCAGCCUCCUCCCGCCAUGGGCUCCGUGUUGCCCGGCACCUCGCUGGCCCUGAAGCCGGGCUUCAAGCCGCAGCAGCCGCUUUCCCUGGCCGACAUCAUCACCUCGGACAUCCUGCACAGCUUCCUGUACGGUCGCUGGAGGCACGUGCUGGGCGAGCAGCAUCAGCACCACCAUCAGCAGCAGCAGCCGCACCUGCAGCACGAGGAACGCACCGCCCCGAGCGCGAGCCCCAAGACCGCGUUCACCGCCGAGGUGCUCGCGCAGUCCUUUUCUGGAGAGGUGCAGAAGUUGUCCAGUCUGGUUUUACCCAGUGAGGUGAUCAUCGCCCAGAGCUCAGUCCCAGGUGAAGGUUUGGGUAUUUUCUCUAAAACUUGGAUUAAAGCAGGAACAGAGAUGGGACCAUUUACUGGACGCCUCAUCUCACCUGAGCAUGUUGACCUGUACAAGAACAACAAUCUCAUGUGGGAGGUGUUUAAUGAGGACGGGACUGUCAGGUAUUUCAUCGAUGCCAGUCAGGAGGACCAGAGGAGCUGGAUGACGUACAUCAAAUGUGCAAGGAAUGAGCAGGAACAGAACCUGGAGGUGGUUCAGAUCGGCAGCAGCAUCUUCUACAAAGCAGUGGAGACGAUCCCUCCGGACCAGGAGCUGCUCGUCUGGUACGGAAACUCCCACAACACCUUCCUGGGAAUCCCUGGGAUUCCUGGAGGAGAUGAAGACCAGACCAAGAAGACCAAGACUGAUGAGUUCCAGACCUGUGAAGGCUCCUCUUCUUCCUCGUCCUCGUCUGCAUCCUCCUCCCUGGGCCGCAUGCGAUGUGUUAUCUGCCACCGCGGCUUCAACUCCCGCAGCAACCUGCGCUCCCACAUGCGCAUCCACACGCUUGACAAACCGUUCGUCUGCCGAUUCUGUAACCGCCGCUUCAGCCAGUCGUCCACUCUACGGAACCAUGUCCGACUGCACACCGGCGAGCGGCCCUACAAGUGUCACGUCUGCCAGUCGGCAUACUCGCAGCUGGCCGGCCUACGGGCACACCAGAAGAGUGCCAGACACCGGCCCUCAGGAGAUCCUGGGAACCAGGGGGGAGGUGUGGUGGUGGUGGGAGGUGGAGGAGGAGUGCAUUCAGCUCACUCACCUCCUCCUCAUCCACCACAGCUGACCACCAUGCCUCACCCGGCAUCACUGGUUCAUCAUAUACCAGCCAUGGUUCUGUGAUUGGGGGCAGGAGACAGACAGACAGACAGACUGUAACUUUAAUUUAAAUGUGAGCUUAAUGACACAGGAACCUGGUCGCCUUCAGAUCUGAUUGGCCACCUGGACCUGUCGUCAGUAUCACGACUAAAUGACCACAAAAUUGAAACUCUUAAAGCUAGGAUGGGCUACAUGUUUUUGUCAUGAGGGAUCAAUAAUGCCAUAUGAACCUUUAUGCAUGAUACAAACAAUCUGAUCUGAGAGAACUAGACUUUUCCACCUCCUGUUCAGGCUGUUUCCAUCUUCUGUGAAAGAAACUGGAAGAGAGUCUGAAAGAGAGAGAGCGCGCACUCCUACUGGCUCUUCUGCUAGUACUGUAUGUACAUGCUCCGUCAGUGGUAAGGCUGCUGGAGAUGAGACUCAACGAUCAAUUCAAGUCUUAUAGAGAAUAUGCCUACCCUAGCUUUAAACCAGAGUCAGAUCAGUUUACCUUGUUUACUGACAGUGACACAGACACAGCGCUGACCUUUCUGAGAAUAAUCACACUCCUAUCAGUGACCUUUGGUGAUUUCAAACAUGAAAAUCAAAUUAAAAAUAAAUGAUAUAUCUGCUCUAUAUAUAUCACGUGUUACAAUGCAUUCCAGUUGCCUCAGAGGUUGGAACUGGUAAUGCUGUCACACUGAGUUAAGUUUGAUCUAGUUUCCAUAAAACUUCAGUCGGAUAAUGUUAGCGUUAUAGCUAGGUUUGCUAACUAGCAUCUAAUUUAGUCCAUCUUAAUUAAAUUAAUUAAGAGUACGACUGAGAUUAUAAGGUUUACUGAUGCAUGAAUUUGACAGAUUAUCAAUACAAAGUUGUUCAUGGUUAAAACACACUGGCAUUAUAUUUAACCAGAAAAGAGAUUUUCAAGUGUUCAAAUAAGUUUUUCAUGAGCAACAUUUCCUCCCUGGAUUUUGUUCUUAUGAAGGUUAAAUUAUCAAGAAAGUUCCAUUUAAUUUCAUUUGGUCACCGUUGGAUUUUUGAUUCCUGGGUUAUAAUUUACAGAGAAGACGCCAAACAAGCAGGCGACAAAUGACAAGUGACAUCAUUCGAACACUGCAUCAGUGAUAACAAAUAGUGACUGUGGACCUCAAACCAUGCGGGGAGGUAUGUUAUAUGCAUGCAGACACAAAAACAUUGGUUAAAGUCUCUGAAUAUAAUGAAUGUUUCCAUGGAGACGAUGUUUCAUAUAACAGCAUGAUUAGACAGUGUUGUCCUGUGAUUCCAGAUGUUCAUGUCAGCAUACGCCAUGUAUGUGUGAUGGUGAUGCGCUUUAGUUUGCAUGCUAACGGUCUUCUGUUACAAGUGUAAUGGGUGUGUUGAAAAACUAGGAAGCACAAUAGUCACAAUGCUGAGGCUCCUUCAGUGGAACCUAUGGGUUCUUCUCAUUUCCUUCACGUCUCCUCGAUCCUUCACGCUGUAUAGCUUUAUACAGCCGUAUAGCUGUCAAAUGGACUGGUUUAAAUGUCACACAGAAUAACUUAUUUAAGAACCAACAUAUUUAAAAAGAACUUUCAUAGAUGUAGUAUAAUUAUUGGAGUUUUAAUUGUUGGAUGGGUGUGUGUGUGCUAAGUUAAUUAAAUCUAUAAACCCACAUCCCAAUCUGGCCAAUAUUUUCACGUUUGUAAUAAAGCAGGUACCUGUUAUUUAAGUACAGUAAUUAUGAUUGAACAUUUACUCUCACCAUAUCACAUGAGGAGGUGCGAUAUGUAUACAUGACGCUACUCAAUGAAAGAGUUCCUCGUAGAAUACACAAUUGUAUCUUCGUUCCUCCUGGACCCUCCUCUUCCCUCCCAAGUUAUAAGAUUUCUGUAUGAUUUUUAUCAUUAUUAUUGUUGUUAUUAUUGUUAUUAAUAGAUUCAAUUUGCAUCAUCAAUAAGCUUAUAUUGAGAACUAUUUAUUGUUCCAUAUCAAAACAAACACUUUUAUUUUGAAAAUGAUGUGAAAUAUCAUCAUAAAUAUUAUUAUUAUUUUGAAGUCUUUUUCUCAAAUGGUUGGACUCACUGAACAAAUUAGACACUCCGUGGCCCCCAGAUCGUUUGAGUUUGAGACCCCUGAUUUAAGGCAUUGAAAGAUCUGCACUUACAGCAGAGGGGGAAUUACAUUUAUGUUUACACCUGCACUACACCGCAGUGUAGUGCAGUUCAGCUCAGUACGGUACGGUAUGGAACAGUAAACCCUGAUGUGGUAUUUCCAGACACACAAAGAGCACCGAGGAGUUAGUGGUGAAUUGGUUCCCAUGCAAAUAUGAUAACAGGUUCCAACAUACAGCAGCUCGGACAGCACAUUCAGAAAUUACAGUGGCAAAUCAUCAUGGUGUUAAACACCAAAUAUUCAAAACAUAUGUUUUGGAAAGAUGGAAAAAAAUAAUCAUCUUACAAAACUUCAGAUGCUUCAGAUUGUUAUUUGGAUGCUAACAUGUUAGCAGGAGUCCUUACAGUGUUGAAAUGGAAGUCAGCAGGUUUCUCUGAAGAAGCACUUCUUAUAAAAAUAGCCUAAAAUUUAAAUAUAUAAUAAUUAUUAAUAGUCCUAAUUCAUGUCGGUAUUUCUUAAAAUUAUGGUUGAGACCCAAACUGGGUUAAAAUCAUUGUCAGCUCAGAAAAUGUUGAAUCUAAAUUUCUAAUCUUUGUAACUGGUAAUCUUUCCUGCAUGACAUUAGAUUUAUGUAUAAAUAUGUUGUGAAAUAAUCAGAAACUAAUCAGAAUUAAAAUAAAGCAGUGAUGAGUCCCUGUA
Messenger RNA from Solea senegalensis (Senegalese sole), 4217 nucleotides. RefSeq names its product PR domain containing 12b (gene prdm12b). The transcript is spliced from 6 exons. Gene Ontology annotation, biological process: neurogenesis. NCBI's taxonomy places the organism in Eukaryota, Metazoa, Chordata, Actinopteri, Pleuronectiformes, Soleidae. Gene Ontology annotation, cellular component: nucleus. The record is from RefSeq and is a predicted model, not a curated record. Bases 276 to 1472 code for a protein of 398 amino acids. Gene Ontology annotation, molecular function: histone methyltransferase binding.